CGUGAGAGUGAGACAGAGAGUUUGUCAGCAGUCAGCUCGCUGCGAGGCGCUCGUGAAGGCUUUUUAACUUUUUUAUUUUGCUUUUUCAUUUGCAGAGAAAGUGUGUGAGCUCAGGCUGAUGAGGUUUGACUUCAGACACUGAAGAGCUGAAACUUUGGCGGUGAUUCCUCUCGAUGAUUUGCGGUGUUUUCCGCCGUUUGGAGCAGGUGAAGAAGAGCAGAGAGCAGCGAGCAGCUGGGACAGAAGUGUGCUGACCCUCAGGUGAUCCUCGUCCUAAUGGCCGCCAACGCCACCCCUCAGGGCUGCGGCCCCAACGUGGACUCCCUCUACUACAACCUGUGUGACCUGAACGCCGUGUGGGGCAUCGUGCUGGAGGCCUUCGCGGCGGCCGGCAUCAUCUUCUCAUUUGUGCUUUUCAUCUCGCUGCUGGCCAGCCUUCCCUUCACGGGGGACAAAAACCGCAAGAGCUCGGUGGCUCUCAGCGCCUGGUUCCUGGUCUUCACCGCCGGCCUCUUCUGCCUCACCUUCGCCUUCAUCGUGGGGAAGGACUUCUCCACCUGCGCCUCGCGGAGGUUCCUCUUCGGGGUGCUGUUCGGCGGCUGCUUCGCCUGCCUCCUGAUGCAGAGCGUGAGGCUGAACAUCCUCGCCAGGCGGAACAGCGCGCCCCGUGUGUGGCCGUUAUGUCUGGGGGCGUUGGCGUUGUGGCUGGUGGAAGUCGUCAUCAACACCGAGUGGCUCAUCAUCACCGUGGUGCGCCACCCACUGGGGCCGCUCAACGCCACAGCCGCAGCUAGCAGAGCCACGGCCACGCCUUGCAACAUCGCCAACGAGGACUUCGUCAUGGCGCUGAUCUACGUGAUGACGCUGAUCCUGGCCGUGGUGGUGGCGAGUCUCGCCAUCAUGGCGGGAAAACACAGUCAGUGGAAGAAGGAGGGCGCCUUCAUCUUCGUCACCAGCCUGGUGUCCGUGGGGAUCUGGGUGGCGUGGAUCGUCAUGUACGUCUACGGGAAUGAGCGGACAGGGGGGCCCACGUGGGACGACCCCACCUUGGCCAUCGCCCUGGUAGCGAACGCGUGGGCGUUCCUCAUCCUCUACACCAUCCCCGACAUCUGCAGUCUGGCCAGCGACGAUGACAGCCAGCAGAGCUUCGGCGAAGACCUGUACCCGAGCCGUGGAGUCGGCUACGAGACGAUCCUGAAGGAGCAGAGCUCCCAAAACAUGUUCAUGGAAAACAAGGCGUUCUCCAUGGACGAGCCCAACCAAGCGUCCAAGCCCGUGUCUCCAUACAGCGGCUACACGGGUCAGCUGCGAGGUUCGGUCUACCAGCCCACUGAGCUGGCUCUCAUCAGCAAAGCAGUGGGAAAUCAGCCUCCGGACGUGUCCUAUGACAUCGUCAUUCCCAGAGCGUCCGCCCACUCUGCAGCCAACAGCGGGACCAGCACCCCCUCCACGCACACCGAGACCGCCGGCGCCACACACGCACAGACUAACGGAAAUAGCGGGAACGGUCUUCAUAGGACGUCUCAGUGGUGAACUCGCGGCGGCCUCGACACCUCGUCACGGUAACUCUUCAUCUGCGCUCUGACUGUGUAUUUGCUGUUCUCCACGGUUCCCCUGAGCUGGUUCUGAGAGGAACCCUCGACCCAGACGUGCGGAGGUGAACGCCGGGUCACGCCUAAAACCUCCUAUUGACUGGUUUCCCAUGAUGCCGCUGGGUAUCAGACAGUAAAGAGCUUCAUUUGGAAGUGAAAGCGAGGGGAUGAAGCCACGGCUUUGCUGCGGAACAAAGACUUUUUUGCAGCGGUCGCCUUUCAGAGAGAGAACUGUGAGCGCUCUGCUGGAGAGAGACGAAGCUGACGGAGCGAAAACAUGGCUGAAGAGAAUAAUCGGGCUAAAUUUUUGGGAGAGUCUUUGGCUCAUGAUGAUUUUCACAUAUACAGACACGUUUAUAAAAGUGCUUUCUUCCCCCUGAACACCAAACAAACCACAGCAACACCAAAGAAACGCUCUUUAAUCCGUUACAGAAACUCAGAAUUCACUCAUAUUUAAUAAGUUACGAGCACAGUCAAGUUCAUUAUAGGAGUCUGUAUCUAUUUCUGUGCCUGGAUUGUGAAUAUUGUUAAUAACUGCAAAGUUCACACGUAAAAUUGAGCCGCUGGUGUCAAGUCAUGUAAAUAUGUCUUUAAUGUGUCAAUGGAUCUACGCUGCAUGUAUAUUUAAUACUAUUUAUGGCACCUCUGUGUGCUAUUUAAUUAUUUAAUCUCAUUUCUGUAAAAUCGGACAAGUUGGUUUUACUUUGCCUUGAAAAUUGUAAGUUGAUACAGCUAUUAAUCUUAAUUAAUGUUUACUUUUAAGUGUACUUAAGAUUGAGUUGUAUUUACUUAAUUUUGUGAAGUGGUUUCAACUUAAAAGUUACAAAUUUACCUUUACUGUCUAAGUUUUAGCAACGUCAGUAAACCACGUUUACUGAGCUGUAUAUCUGCACUCUGCUGGCUGCAUCAUAUUUGUUUGUUCUUAGACAUGUUAACAAAACUGGGAUUACUGAAGUUGCUGACACUUAGACAGAACGAGGCAAUUUCAAUUAUCAUUUUUAAGUUUAA
Messenger RNA from Plectropomus leopardus (leopard coralgrouper), 2600 nucleotides. It is a transcript of the gene gprc5c, whose product is annotated as G protein-coupled receptor, class C, group 5, member C. Gene Ontology annotation, molecular function: protein kinase activator activity; G protein-coupled receptor activity. The record is from RefSeq and is a predicted model, not a curated record. Gene Ontology annotation, biological process: G protein-coupled receptor signaling pathway. NCBI's taxonomy places the organism in Eukaryota, Metazoa, Chordata, Actinopteri, Perciformes, Serranidae. Gene Ontology annotation, cellular component: plasma membrane; signaling receptor complex; extracellular exosome.